AUGGAGGAAGAGGGGGACCACUGGACGAGCAACGUGUGGCGAAUGGCGGGCUGGGGCGCACUGUUCGUGGCACUGGGGGUGGUGCUGGUAUGUGCAGGCGCCUCGCCCGGCGUGCUGGAGUGCCGCCCUGCCGCCCGCCCCACCCGAGGUAUAGCGGUGGUGCCUGAACUCGAACCUGCCACACACGAGCCGCGGCCGGGCGAGUGCGUGGUGCGGGCCGGGUUCGCGUUCGAGCCGGUGCUGGCGUGGUUGGCCCCGUCCGUGCGCGAUCAGCUGCGUGAUGCCACUGUGGCUCGGUUUCAAGCCAGCGCGUUCCACAACGCGGACGGCGAAGGGCCGGUGACUCUCGUACUUCGUGAUGAGCAUGGUGACGAGACCUUGCUCCCACUCCACCCCCGAUGGACGAUGAGCUCGCGGCAUGGUGCCAAGGUGGCGAAGAGGAUCAACGAGCACUUCCUUCAGCUUCGGAGCGAUGGAGUGGGGUUCAUGUACACCGAGCGAUCCAACACUAUGCUGGUUGGCCUGGGUGUGCUCCUGCCCAGCUUGGCCUUCUAUCGCCGGUCGGCCAGGGCUCGGUGA
This is a messenger RNA of Acanthamoeba castellanii str. Neff, 579 nucleotides long. RefSeq lists its product as uncharacterized. Lineage: Eukaryota; Discosea; Longamoebia; Acanthamoebidae. The transcript is spliced from 4 exons. Bases 1 to 579 code for a protein of 192 amino acids. The record is from RefSeq and is a predicted model, not a curated record.